Castor canadensis (American beaver) is the source of this 338-nucleotide messenger RNA. Lineage: Eukaryota; Metazoa; Chordata; Mammalia; Rodentia; Castoridae. The record is from RefSeq and is a predicted model, not a curated record.
CAGAACUGCUGCCCACAUGCAGUCCUGGACACAGCCCCUAGCCCAGACUCUACCCUUCUCCCUUGGAGGAGCCCUUCGAGAUGCUGGGCUCCGGGUGCCUGUCAUUAAGAUGGGCACAGGGUGGGAGGGCCUGCAUCGGACCCUGAAGGAAAUAGCCUACAUCCUCCUCUGCUGCUGGUGUAUCAAGGAAUUACUGGACUAAUAGCAGCAGGGAGCUACCUCCUCUCCCUCUCUGGCACCAUGACUGCUGGCAUCACUCAGCCCCAUCGUGACUCCUCAGGCCAGCUGUGCUCAGCCAACAAUGAGCCACAAAUGAGUGAAGAGUGAAGUGUGGAUCC